AGAUGCCCUGGGUGGGGCAGCCUUGACGCGCUGCGCCUGCGCGAUGUCUCUUUGCGGGGCGCCCCGGCAGGCUCUCAGCCCGGCUUCGCCGCAGCGGCUUGGGCCCUCCGGCCCUCCGUAGCCGCUCGACUGUCGCGCUGCACCAGCUUCCUCCUUGGGGUUCCCACGCCUAUUUGGGCGGACUCUUGGACCCGGACGAAGAGGCAGGGUCACACUCUCUCCACGUCAGAGACCUGACUGUGGAGAUGGCGGCUCAGAAGAUAAACGAGGGGCUGGAACACCUCGCCAAAGCAGAGAAAUACCUGAAAACUGGUUUUUUAAAAUGGAAGCCAGAUUAUGACAGUGCCGCUUCUGAAUACGGAAAAGCAGCUGUUGCUUUUAAAAAUGCCAAACAGUUUGAGCAAGCAAAAGAUGCCUGCCUGAGGGAAGCUGUUGCCCAUGAAAAUAAUAGGGCUCUUUUUCAUGCUGCCAAAGCUUAUGAGCAAGCUGGAAUGAUGUUGAAGGAGAUGCAGAAACUACCAGAGGCUGUUCAGCUAAUUGAGAAAGCCAGCAUGAUGUAUCUAGAAAAUGGCACCCCAGACACAGCAGCCAUGGCUUUGGAGCGAGCUGGAAAGCUUAUAGAAAAUGUUGAUCCAGAGAAAGCUGUACAGUUAUAUCAACAGACAGCUAAUGUGUUUGAAAAUGAAGAACGCUUACGACAGGCAGUUGAAUUACUAGGAAAAGCCUCCAGACUACUAGUACGAGGACGUAGGUUUGAUGAGGCGGCACUCUCUAUUCAAAAAGAAAAAAAUAUUUAUAAGGAAAUUGAGAAUUAUCCAACUUGUUAUAAGAAAACAAUUGCUCAAGUCUUAGUUCAUCUACACAGAAAUGACUAUGUAGCUGCAGAAAGAUGUGUCCGGGAGAGCUAUAGCAUCCCUGGGUUCAAUGGCAGUGAAGACUGUGCUGCCCUGGAACAGCUUCUUGAAGGUUAUGACCAGCAAGACCAAGAUCAAGUGUCAGAUGUCUGCAACUCACCGCUUUUCAAGUAUAUGGACAAUGAUUAUGCUAAGCUGGGCCUGAGUUUGGUGGUUCCAGGAGGGGGAAUCAAGAAGAAAUCACCUGCAACACCACAGGCCAAGCCUGAUGGUGUCACUGCCACAGCUGCUGAUGAAGAGGAAGACGAAUACUCAGGAGGACUAUGCUAGUAUUUUGCUUGCUGAAAAGAAAAGGGAAACAAAGAGAUGGGGUUGCUCCAUGUUGCACAGGCUGUUUUCAAACUCCUAAGCUCAAGCCAUCUGCCUGCCUUGGCCUCCCAAAGUGCUGGGAUUGUAGACAUAAGCCACCUCACCCAGCCUACGAAUAUCUUUCUAACAUUGUAAGAAUGAGGUAACGUUUCCAUCAAUCUAAUACAGAUAUAUUUCUUCCCUCCAAAAUAAUUUGGUUUAUUGUGAUUGUAACUCCGUCGUAACUUGACAUGGAAAAUGCUAUAUACUAUGAAAACUUAGCUGAAAGGGAAGAAUUGUUUUAGAAAGACAAUAUUUAAAACACCGCACUGCCAAUAUAUUGAUCCUUUAUCGUUAUUUCCUAAAAUGCUGUUUUCGAAACAUUCCUUUUUCACCCUGUGUGGCUUAGACCCAUCUCAUAAUCUGUUAAUUGGAAAGAGGCUACAAACACCAGCAGUGUGUGUUCUGCAGGUACACGCUGCCAAAGUAAUUUCCUGCUUCUUCAUGCCCGGUCUCUGUCUCUUUUAGAGUCAUACCUUAUUUGAGUAUAGGUUGCUUAAUUUUGCUAGACUUUCUGAAAACACUAAGUUGGAGUAUCAGAAGUGAUUUUAGUCACAGUUCUGUGGGAGAGCUUAGACAGAAUAGCAUCCUCCUUUGGGAGGUGGUCUUGGGUGCGUGGAUGUUGGUAUACAGUCUUUAUUGUAAGUCGGAUACAAAAUGCUAAUAAAUUUAAUGUUUUUCUUCCUUAAUUUAUUGGCAUAGUUCUUCAGGUAGCAUCUCAUUUUUAUUAAUGAUAUUGGGAUUAACUAUGAACAAGCUAUAUGUAGACAUUUGCAUUUAAGGACAUUGCAGUGUUUCAAAGAUCCCAUUAUUGCAGCUUGUAUCCUUUAGAUCCAAUCGGAAACUUCUGGAGUCUACAUUAAUGCUCAUUUGAGCUAAUUAGUAAUCUGUUUAAACCGAUUUGGCAAUACUUAAAAGAUAUUGUAGACUAUUUAUAGAUCAUAUUACCCAUUAAAGUCUUGGGGAAAACAUUUUUUAGUUUUACUCUUCUUAUGUACUGAAAACUUUUUUUUAAAAAGGUGAUGAUGAAGUGCGUGCUGUAGUAGCAGCACAGCUGGGCUUUAAACCACACAAAAGGCUGUGUCCAAGUGCAGCCUCCUUCACCCUUCCUGCCCACGGUGAGGACUGAAUAACCAGGACGCGGGGAUAUUCUUUGUUGUCAGGGUUAUUCUGUGUGGUAAAGAAUAUUUGUUUCACAUUUAUACAUUUUCUUUUUCCACUCAUAAGUUUCUAUCUUGAGAGCAUAGUCCAAAGUGUAAAACUUGGUGUUUACAAGAAAAAUUGUCUUCCAGAACUCCACUGUCAUCACUUUCACCAAAGUGGAAGUCUGCAUGAAUAUGCUCAGAAUCUAAUAUUCAAUGUUCUGUUACAUUGUAAGUGAAGUCCAGCUACAAAAUAGAUUUAAUAUAUUGAAUUUAUUUGUACAUAUGCAGAGUAUGGUAUUUCUGUAUGGAAUCUGCUUUAUUCCUAUUUUUUCCAACUCUGAUGAGUAGAAUAUUAAAUGUGUUGUUAUGGAAAUAUAGAUUAUUGCUUCUAUAGGAAGAUAAUUAUGAAAAUAAAACCUGAAGCUAUAUAAAU
This is a messenger RNA of Nomascus leucogenys (northern white-cheeked gibbon), 2840 nucleotides long. RefSeq names its product NSF attachment protein gamma (gene NAPG). Lineage: Eukaryota; Metazoa; Chordata; Mammalia; Primates; Hylobatidae. Gene Ontology annotation, cellular component: SNARE complex; vacuolar membrane. The record is from RefSeq and is a predicted model, not a curated record. Gene Ontology annotation, biological process: intracellular protein transport. Gene Ontology annotation, molecular function: soluble NSF attachment protein activity; syntaxin binding.